Lichtheimia ornata is the source of this 1665-nucleotide messenger RNA. RefSeq lists its product as uncharacterized. Gene Ontology annotation, cellular component: SAGA complex. Lineage: Eukaryota; Fungi; Mucoromycota; Mucoromycetes; Mucorales; Lichtheimiaceae. Gene Ontology annotation, biological process: regulation of transcription by RNA polymerase II. The transcript has 9 exons. The record is from RefSeq and is a predicted model, not a curated record. Gene Ontology annotation, molecular function: transcription coactivator activity. The coding region runs from base 1 to 1665 and encodes 554 amino acids.
AUGGAUACCGAUGCCACGCGACGAUACCGCCUUCCCACUCACUUGUCAAUGAAAUUGCCACAAUACAGGCAGUACUUCAACCCACCGAGUUUGGCAGCACCCUUGAGAGACAUUCCCGAUCCACACGAUCUGUUCAAUAUUAAAGAAGACCUCGAGAAUAUCGCCAGUGAACCGGAGACACGUACACAACGCUUACAACGAGAUUUGGCUCACUUGUUGGAGAACGUCAAAGUCUUGGAAACACCACCUGAACAAAAGCCAAGACCAGUAACAGGUGGCAAGAAUAUGGAGGUUGUCAUGGAAAGAAUGCGUAAGCAACAGCAACAGCAGCAACAGCAACAACAAGAACAAGAACAACAUGCCACUUUUAAAAGCGAUAUAUACGACUCUGGGAUCACCAAUGGAAAUGGGAUGAGACAUAAUGCAUCAAGGAUAUCAAAGAAUCAAUUGGAACGUCAAGCUGCAUUGGAAGCUCUUAAGCGACGGCGAAGGCGAGAUGAUUCUGAAGAAAGCUUUGAAGGCAUUGUGUCAUCAGGAAGAGCAACGCGAAGGUCUGAUAGUCCUCCUGCAGAUGUGAUACAGAAUGGAAGAAAGCGCAAAUCGAUGGAAGAAUCCUCAUUAUACAAUGGAAAGCAACGACAACAACCGCCACAUCCUCCACCCACUCCUCCUCCAUCAGCGGAUCAUGUUAAGAAACAAAAGAAUCAUCACACCACAGUGGAUGAAGAGCUCGAUUUUGUACGUGUCAAACCCAACCAACAAGUCCCCAUCGUUACAUUUUGGCAAGCCAUGGAGCCCUAUUUUCGCCCAUUGACGGAAGAGGACAGGCGAUUCCUUAUGAAGAAGGAGGAAGAACACGAAUCCACGUUUGAAGUACCGCCUUUGGGCAAGUAUUAUCUCGAGCAAUGGAAGGAAGACGACCGGAUAUCGACUGAACUUUCAUCUCGCCAUGCAAAUCGCACUGCCGACCUAUUGGAUGAUGGAUCACGAGAAGGAUUAUUGGAAAGAUUGUUGAGCUCCCUGAUACCCGAACAUGAGGAGCAGCAGCAGCAAAAACAGCAUCAUGCGGUUUUGGAUCAUGAAGAGGUGGAUGAUGAUGAUGAUGACGACGAUGAUGACGACGAUGAUGAUGAUGAAGAUGACGACGACGAUGAUUUAUAUGAUGAGGAGGAAGAUCCUGAUGCUAUCAUCAGCCAUUAUGAACAACCAGAAACACCCUCUUUUGAAGAUCGACUUCGACAAGAAAUGCAAUACAUCGGUAUAUUGAGUGAUGAUGUGGACGAGCACAACUGGAAUGCAAGAGAGGACGAUGAUAUCUCGGCUGAAAUCCGGAGGCUGGGUCGCGAGUUGAAGGAGCAAAUCAAUACCAACGAAUACCGUAAGAGUCGCUUGCUACAAGUUGUGGAUACCCAGUUGCAGUAUGAUCAAUAUCGUCAAGUGCUUGAUGCCCUUGAAGUGCAAGUGGAACAAAGCUAUAUGAAACGAUUCCGAGUACAAAAGGCAAAGAAACGCAAAGCGGGAUCAUCAACAAAAGCAGGCUUAUCUGAAAACACCGUUGCCGCCAUGGAGAAGCGUAACAUGUUUAUCAAAGAGCUUGGUCCUUUGUUUGUGGAUAAGAACCUUGUAUUGCCAUCCCACUCUAUUUACGACAACAACGGCGAGUAG